Pundamilia nyererei is the source of this 2847-nucleotide messenger RNA. RefSeq names its product EYA transcriptional coactivator and phosphatase 3 (gene eya3). NCBI's taxonomy places the organism in Eukaryota, Metazoa, Chordata, Actinopteri, Cichliformes, Cichlidae. The transcript has 19 exons. The record is from RefSeq and is a predicted model, not a curated record. Gene Ontology annotation, cellular component: nucleus. Gene Ontology annotation, biological process: multicellular organism development; negative regulation of extrinsic apoptotic signaling pathway in absence of ligand; positive regulation of DNA repair. Gene Ontology annotation, molecular function: protein tyrosine phosphatase activity. The coding region runs from base 208 to 2031 and encodes 607 amino acids.
CUCUCGUCUCACUAUGGAUCAGCCCUUCGCACAUGCGCAGAACAGUCCGCAACGACCACUUCCUGCAAAAUAGUGCUCCCUAACAACAGACAAAGCUUCAUAUGGUGGUUUCAACCAAAGGCGCUUAAUUAAAAGCGUUCCUCCAUCGCUCCUUCAAUGGGUCCCGCCAGGCUCUCCAGGUACAGAGAGUAGGCUGAGUGUGCAGACAUGUCGGGCCGCUCCGCUGCAGAGAUGGAUGACUCGCAGGAGCUGCCGGCAAAGAAGGCCAAGAUUGGCGUAGUUGGCAAACUGAAGAAAGAGUCGGGUGAUUUGGGGGAUGAUGGGAGCCCAGCCGCUGUUUUAGGUUCAUCAGAGCAGGAGAACUCAUAUUCUGCCUUGUCCACAGCCCAAAUUGAUCCAGGUGAACAGGAGCAGUCCAGCGCAGAGAGGGGAGCUGGAUCUCAACCAUGUGGUGACUCAAUUAACUCGUACGGUCAUUCUGCCACCGAUGCCACAGCCACAUCUGAAUACACCCAACAGGUUUAUCAGGGAAGCAACCCAGCAGUAACGUCAUACACCAGUCAGGUGGCGUUUCCUCCUCUGGCCCAGUCCACUGUGUACUCAUCCUUCCCCCAAACAGGCCAGACCUACGGUCUCCCACCUUUUGGUGCUAUGUGGCCAGGCAUAAAAACAGAGACAGGGCUGCCUGAUGCGCCCUCUGGUGGCCAGCCUGGGUUUCUCAGUUUCAGCUCCACAUAUACCUCAACCCAGCCAGGCCAGCUGCACUACUCAUACCCCAGCCAAGGCUCAAGCUUCACAACAUCCAGUGUGUAUUCCAACAUCCCUUCAGCUACAGCCGCGACUACAACCGCCUCAGCGGUGGCCCAUCAGGAUUUUAGCAGCUAUAACUCUCUGGGACAGAGUCAGUUCUCUCAGUACUACACUCUUCCUCCCAGCUAUGUGCCUGCUGGGCUACCUAACAGUGAUGACCACAGUGGUGGUGCAGGUGUUGCUGGAUAUUCAGCAGUGAAAUCAGAGGAGGCCGCCUCAGCUGGACUGCCUCCUAGAGAUGCAUCCCCACCAGAAAACCUGCCUGUUUGUGCGGCUCUUCCUACAGCUGUGGCAGUGCCCGCUGGAGCUCGAGAUCAGGACGAGGUCGGCCGCAGGAACUCGGUGGGCAAAGCCAAAGGGAAGGGCAAGAAGUCUGAUAACUCUCCACCUGCUGAGAGUGACCUUGAGCGCAUUUUUCUAUGGGAUCUGGAUGAAACCAUCAUUAUAUUCCACUCUUUGCUCACCGGCUCUUAUGCGCAGAAGUUUGGCAAGGACCCGGCGACUGUGUUGAACUUGGGCUUGCAGAUGGAGGAGCUGAUCUUUGAGCUGGCAGACACCCAUCUUUUCUUCAAUGACCUCGAGGAGUGUGAUCAAGUCCAUGUUGAGGAUGUGGCGUCUGAUGACAAUGGACAGGACCUGAGCAACUACAACUUCAUGGCGGAUGGAUUUAACGGCCCCAGCAGUGGAGCUGCAUCAGGAACCACCACAGGAGUUCAGGGAGGGGUGGAGUGGAUGCGUAAACUGGCUUUUCGUUACCGCCGUCUAAAAGAGAUCUACAAUACUUACAAAGGAAAUGUCGGGGGCCUGUUGAAUCCCAUGAAGAGGGAGCUGCUGUUGAGGCUUCAGUCCGAGAUUGAGAAUGUUACAGACUCCUGGCUCAGCACUGCGCUCAAGUCUCUGCUGCUCAUCCAGUCCAGGGGGAAGUGUAUGAACGUGUUGGUCACCACGACUCAGCUGGUUCCAGCUCUGGCCAAAGUGCUGCUCUACGGCCUGGGAGACGUCUUCCCCAUCGAAAACAUCUACAGUGCCACAAAAAUAGGAAAAGAGAGCUGCUUUGAGAGGAUCGUCUCUCGCUUUGGGAAAAAAGUGACUUAUGUGGUGAUCGGUGAUGGCCGAGAUGAGGAAUUUGCAGCAAAACAGCACAACAUGCCUUUCUGGCGGAUCUCCAGUCACGGCGACCUCGUGUCCCUUCACCAAGCGCUGGAACUGGACUUCUUGUAACGAGGAUGCUGUUGAAUGUUGUGCACUCAAAGGGAAAAAUGUUGUCGUCGUACUGGUGACUUGUGGAGUGAAACUGUGUGUGGAAAAAUUCUCCACAAGCCCAACAAUCCACACUCACCUGUUAGAAAUCUGCUCUCGCUGUCCGACGACUUGCAACUCGCUGUGUGUUGGUGAACGCUUUGAGGCGGACUUUGGGUCGGAGCCGCCUGCGAGAAACAAACUGGACGCGUCAGUCAUCAGAAGUAAGGUUCCUCUCGCCCAGCACCCCCUCCUCUACGGCAGCUAAGCUCACUGCGGCUGAAACUGGCACUGAUUUGGACACGGAAGGGAUGACUUCUAUUAUCCAGCUUCUUCACGGUUUUUGACUUUUGUUUUCACAUAAACAUCCAAAAGUCCUGCAGCAAACAUCAUCCCUCAACUCUCACUGAGUUUAAACGGCUAAGGAGACGUUGUUUGUUGGUGGCUUUGUCUGUGGAGGUUGUCAUAGCUUUUUAUUUUGAAAAAUCUCUUUCCGGGGUGACUUGAAAGCAUCAUUUUGCCUUUGUUUUUCAUUAUGUUCCUGACAGUCAUCAAGUAUCAAUUAAUCCCACUUUUAUGUGUUGCCUCUCAUGUAGCCAGACCGUUAUUAAACAAAAGGUACUCAGUGAUGGAGGGCGGCAGGGGCCAUUAAUCUCUGACUGUCACGACAAGACCAAACCACACCAUCAGUCAGCACCAUCAGUUCUGACCUCUCCACUGUGUGUGAUCCGUGGUCACCGAGCAUGUGCUAAGGACAAGAGAUGCAAACUGCAGGAAGUGGUAAUAAGUGGGGGAAAA